CGCGCUGCCUGUCCCACAGACGUCUCUUUUACUGCCACAAUAACAGAUAAUCUGCUACAAUAAUCUGCUUCAUAAACGCGCGAUGUAUACAGAGCUGUGACAGUCUUUCCGUUUUGAAUAGUUUUCAGAUAAACUACAUAGAGAGAAGCUUUGGACUUCUGCAUCAACCAGACGAAUCAAAACCCUUAGCAUGUUUACACUCCGAAAUGUCAGUGUUGCAUGCAGAAGAUCAGCUGUUUUAACAUGGAGAGGUAUAAGUCAAAGAGCAGUUCAGAGACUGGACAUCAGUGGAGUUUAUCCUCCCAUCGCCACUCCAUUUACUCACAGUGAAGAUGUGGACUAUCACAGACUCAAUGACAAUCUUAACAAGUAUGCUGACAUACCGUUCAGAGGUCUUGUAGUGCAGGGCUCUAAUGGAGAAUACCCAUACCUGACACCCGAGGAACGGGUUGAGGUGGUGAAGAAAGUGAGACAGGCCCUGCCUAAAGACAAGUUAGUCAUGGCUGGAUCUGGCUGUGAAUCCACCAAGGCAACGAUCCAAAUGAGCCAAAGAAUGGCAGAUGUGGGUGCUGACUGCGUGUUAGUGGUAACACCAUGUUUUUACCGCGGUCGAAUGGACAGCCGUGCUCUUAUAAACCACUACGCUCAGGUGGCAGAUUCCAGUUCAGUUCCAGUUGUUUUGUACAGUGUGCCAGCAAACACCGGUCUCGACCUGCCUCUGGAUGCCAUCAUUCAACUUUCCCAGCAUCCAAAUAUUGUCGGCCUCAAAGAUAGUGGUGGUGAUAUCACAAGAUUAGCUCUGAUUGUGCACAAAACCAGAUCGCAGGGUUUCCAGGUGCUGGCGGGAUCAGCUGGGUUCCUCAUGGCUGCGUACUCCGUAGGGGCCGUGGGAGGUGUGUGCGCCCUCGCAAAUGUCCUGGGUCAGCAGGUGUGCGAGCUGGCACAGCUGUGCGUUUCAGGUCGCUGGGACGAGGCCAGAGAGCUCCAGUAUCACCUCAUCGAACCCAACACAGCAGUAACUCGGCAGUACGGCGUCCCGGCUCUGAAACAAGCAAUGGAGUGGUUUGGAUAUCAUGGUGGGGUGUGUCGGUCCCCUUUGCAGCCACUAUCACAAACAGAUUUAGAUCAGCUUCGAGUAAAAUUCACCUCAAAUGGUUGGCUAUAAAUAUUGGCCAUAAACGGUUAUUUAGGACCAAUGACUUGAAUGCGUAACAAAGUAUAUGGUCUUACUCUUUAAAUACAUUUUUUGUUAAUUGACAUCAUGUUCAGUAAACGGACUGAAAAAUAAAAACUUGAGUGCUCCGG
Molecule: messenger RNA, 1305 nt
Organism: Triplophysa rosa
Lineage: Eukaryota; Metazoa; Chordata; Actinopteri; Cypriniformes; Nemacheilidae
Gene: hoga1
Product: 4-hydroxy-2-oxoglutarate aldolase 1
Exons: 8
Coding region: 191-1165 (324 amino acids)
Biological process (GO): N-acetylneuraminate catabolic process
Molecular function (GO): N-acetylneuraminate lyase activity; 4-hydroxy-tetrahydrodipicolinate synthase activity
Source: RefSeq, a predicted model, not a curated record